Molecule: messenger RNA, 2705 nt
Organism: Protobothrops mucrosquamatus (brown spotted pit viper)
Lineage: Eukaryota; Metazoa; Chordata; Lepidosauria; Squamata; Viperidae
Gene: THBS2
Product: thrombospondin 2
Exons: 15
Biological process (GO): cell adhesion; negative regulation of angiogenesis
Cellular component (GO): extracellular region
Molecular function (GO): calcium ion binding
Source: RefSeq, a predicted model, not a curated record
CUGACGAUCAGGAGGAAGGCUGGUCUCCCUGGUCAGAGUGGACAGAAUGCUCAGUCACAUGUGGAUCUGGAACCCAGCAGCGAGGAAGAUCAUGUGAUGUCACCAGCAACACUUGCCGAGGCCCAUCCAUUCAAACCAGGACCUGCUCCCUUGGCAAAUGUGACAAUCGCAUACGUCAAGAUGGUGGUUGGAGUCACUGGUCCCCUUGGUCUUCUUGUUCCGUAACUUGUGGAGUAGGCAAUAUCACACGCAUACGACUCUGCAAUUCCCCAAUCCCACAGAUGGGUGGGAAAGGCUGCAAAGGAGGUGGACGUGAAACUGAAGAAUGCAAAAGGGACCCAUGUCCAAUCAAUGGUCGAUGGGGUCCUUGGUCUCCAUGGUCUGGAUGCACAGUUUCCUGUGGUGGGGGCAUUCGUGAGAGAUCUCGUCUCUGCAAUAGUCCAGAACCUCAAUAUGGUGGAAAGGCCUGUGCAGGCGAUGUCAUUCAACGUGAUAUGUGCAAUAAACAGGAUUGUCCAAUAGAUGGCUGUUUAUCCAAUCCUUGCUUUCCUGGAGCAGAAUGCAACAGCUAUCCCGAUGGUUCGUGGUCCUGUGGUGCAUGUCCUGCUGGUUAUCUGGGAAAUGGAUCAUUCUGUGAGGACCUUGAUGAGUGUGCUGUUGUGCCAGAUGUUUGCUUUAAGUUCAAUCAGAACCAUCGUUGUGUAAACACUAACCCAGGAUUCCACUGCUUACCCUGCCCUCCUCGCUACAAAGGAACUCAGCCAUACGGGGUGGGCCUAGAGGCUGCCAGAACAGAAAAACAGGUAUGUGAGCCCUCCAACCCUUGCAAAGAUAAAACACACAGUUGCCACAGUUCAGCCGAGUGCAUCUACCUGGGGCAUUUCACCGACCCUGUGUACAAGUGUGAAUGUAGAACAGGCUAUGCUGGUGAUGGAUUCAUCUGUGGGGAAGACUCGGACUUGGAUGGAUGGCCCAAUAGUAACCUGGUCUGUGCUGCCAAUGCUACUUAUCACUGCAUAAAGGAUAAUUGUCCUUUCCUGCCAAAUUCUGGACAAGAAGAUUUUGAUAAGGAUGGAAAAGGUGAUGCUUGUGAUGAAGAUGAUGACAAUGAUGGUGUAGUGGAUGAUAAAGACAAUUGUCCACUUCUUUUUAAUCCCCGGCAAUUUGAUUAUGAUAAGGAUGAGGUUGGUGAUCGUUGUGAUAACUGUCCAUAUGUGCACAAUCCUGCUCAGAUUGACACCAAUCAUAAUGGAGAAGGUGAUGCGUGUGCAGUAGAUAUUGAUGGAGAUGAUGUUUUCAAUGACCGUGAUAACUGCCCAUAUGUCUAUAACACAGACCAGAGAGAUACAGAUGGAGAUGGAGUUGGUGAUCAUUGUGAUAAUUGUCCCCUGGUACACAAUCCCGAUCAGACUGAUGUGGACAAUGAUCUGGUUGGUGACCAAUGUGACAACAAUGAAGACAUAGAUGACGAUGGCCACCAGAAUAACAAAGACAACUGCCCUUACAUUGCCAAUGCUAACCAGGCUGAUCAUGACAAGGAUGGCAAAGGGGAUGCCUGUGAUCCUGAUGAUGAUAAUGAUGGUAUCCCAGAUGACAGAGAUAAUUGCCGACUUACAUUCAACCCUGACCAGAAGGAUUCUGAUGGGGAUGGCCGAGGUGACAUCUGCAAAGAUGAUUUUGACAAUGAUAGUAUCCCAGAUAUUUUUGAUGCGUGCCCUGAAAAUGAUGCCAUUAGUGAAACAGAUUUCAGAAAGUUUCAAAUGGUACCCCUGGAUCCUAAAGGAACAGCUCAGAUUGAUCCAAACUGGGUAAUUCGCCAUCAGGGCAAGGAACUGGUUCAGACUGCUAAUUCAGAUCCUGGCAUAGCUGUUGGCUAUGAUGAAUUCAGUUCUGUUGACUUCAGUGGCACAUUCUAUGUCAACACAGACCGAGAUGAUGAUUAUGCUGGAUUUGUCUUUGGUUACCAAUCCAGUAGUCGCUUCUAUGUCUUAAUGUGGAAGCAAGUGACUCAGACAUACUGGGAAGAUAAGCCAACCAGAGCUUAUGGAUACUCAGGGGUGUCCCUUAAGGUGGUGAAUUCUACAACUGGUACUGGUGAACAUUUGAGAAAUGCUCUUUGGCACACAGGAAAUACGCUUGGACAGGUGCGUACCUUGUGGCAUGAUCCCAAAAAUAUUGGCUGGAAAGAUUACACUGCCUACAGGUGGCAUUUGAUCCACAGACCUAAGACAGGAUUAAUAAAGGUUGUAGUCUAUGAAGGAAAACAGAUCAUGGCAGAUUCUGGACCAAUUUAUGAUACAACUUUUGCUGGUGGACGAUUAGGUCUUUUUGUCUUUUCACAAGAGAUGGUAUACUUCUCUGACCUCAAAUAUGAAUGUAAAGAUGCCUGAAUUAUUGCAGCUGUGUGAAAAGCAAUGUACUGUAGAUGCCGUUCAACCUAGACACCUCUAUACAUCCUAAUACUUCAAAUCCCUUAUUUUUUCUACCUUUCCUUGACAACCCGGUUGCCAGGAGGGAUCUCUCCAACCCUACACCUAAGUGCCUCCAAGGAGUUUGGAUUAAAUGUGAUCAUUGAACUCAUUGCUGAUGCAGAAAAAGAUUGACAUGUGGAUUGAAAACAUGGCAUAAAUAUUUGUUAAUUUGUUUUAGGUUUUUUUUAAAAUGACGUUUACAUAUAAAAUGUAAAAGUGUAAUUAUAUUAUGUA